This is a messenger RNA of Gamsiella multidivaricata, 3477 nucleotides long. RefSeq lists its product as uncharacterized. Lineage: Eukaryota; Fungi; Mortierellomycota; Mortierellomycetes; Mortierellales; Mortierellaceae. The record is from RefSeq and is a predicted model, not a curated record. Gene Ontology annotation, biological process: mitotic DNA replication checkpoint signaling; DNA replication initiation; mitotic G2 DNA damage checkpoint signaling. The transcript is spliced from 13 exons. Bases 1 to 3477 code for a protein of 1158 amino acids.
AUGUUUCGACAAUCUAAUCCAAAGAAGCAGGUCGCCAAGAUGCCCUCGCCCACCCCUGAAUCCCAGGGAGGCUCGCUUUCGGCCUCUAAUCAACCACUCCUCAGAGCUGUCAUCAGCUACACAGGGUUGACGAUCAAAGAAAGGGAGGUCGUCAAUAAGAAGGUUAGGGAAAUGGGAGGGCAGGUGAAUGUCGACCUGACUGAGGAUAUCACACACCUUAUCGCGAGCAGGGUCGGAUCUGACAAGUACAGGGUGGCAUUCGGACUUCGGAUCCCAGUGCUAGAGCCAGGGUGGCUCGAUUUCCUUUAUAAUCAGUGGUGCAAGGGACAGACUUCCGACCUUAAGCAGGCCAUAGAAGACUUUGCGAUGGGACCAUUAAAGGGGUGCAGCAUAUGUGUUACAGGACUCCCAUUAGACCAACGACAGGCGAUCCAGAGGGACACCAUUCAAUAUGGAGGGAAAUACACCAGCGAUCUCCUGAAGAGCGUAACGACACACUUGAUCUGCGGUCACCCCUCCGGCGAAAAAUACACUUCUGCCUUACAAUGGGGUGUCAAGUGCGUAUCGCUACGCUGGCUUAAAGACACAAUGGCGCGCCUCGAGCUUGUUGAUGAAACCAAGUACGCCAUUGUCGCCCAAGACCAAGAAAAAUCAGCCCAAGGUCAAGAAAUGGGAGAGGUGCGAGAAGCAGCGGGCCAUAUCGACGAACGCAGCGAAGAUCGCGCACUUGUUGUGCCAGAUCAGAUGUACUUGGAGGCAUGCUACGUUUACCUCUGCCCCUCAUUUUCGGCUGCGCAGGCAACUCAAUACAAGAAAAUGAUUCGUAUGGCUGGCGGUGUCCUUGUCACAGAUACGAUCGCGCUCUUCAGCCACGAUGGCGACAUACCCUAUAUCGUCAAUCAGAACUGGCUGCUCCUUUCAGUUAGGGAAGGUAAAGCUCUCCCGGAGGCGAAUCACAUCGUGCCGUUUCCUACGCGAACAGAGGAUGGUCUGCCAAAGCCAGUGCGGUUUGAUGGAGCCAAAACCUGGACUACAGAUCCUGCUUUGAAUUCUCGGGAUAACGAUAGCAAGGCCGCCAGUAAUACCAAUACCAACAUGGCGACGUUGCGAUCAAAGUCUAGGGCACCUACGGAAUCAGACACCAUCGCACCCUCGACACCCAAGAAAGAUCCUCAACGCAGCAGCGUAGGCUUUACAGAGUUCAGGAGCAAAGGAGAGGAGAAUGGGACAAAGUCAUCACCCGAUCGUACGCCUGUCUCUUCCCCAUCCAACAGGUCGCCUCAGGAAACUCGUAAUGGGUUGCGCACGAGAACCGUAUCCGGAAUUUUGUCCGAGGCUCUAGACGUACUUUCAAUGGACAUGACAACGACACAGCUAAUGGCAACACAGGAGAAUUCGUUGGUUACGAGGGCCGACCUGAUGAACCUGGAUGAGGAGGAAGAGACGCCAUCAAACAUCUUUCUUGGACUUCACAUCACAUCGCAUGGAUGCAGCGAAAAGUGUACUCAAUGGAUUCGAGAAGAGACAGCGGCCUGCGGAGGGACGUAUUUUGAGGACUCAGAGGAUCCGCCCCCAGGAGCACAUGUGAGGACGAUUGUGCCGCUAUCAAUGUCGUUGGACAGGACCAAGGGUCUGAGAGGCAUGGUGCUAACGACCUGUUGGUUUCAGAGAUCGGUGGAAGAGGACAGGGUUGUAUCAAGGCAAGAUCACUUCCUGUACAAGCCGAUGAAAACAGUUCCCAUCCAAGGUUUCCAGGACUUGAUUAUCUCCGUGACAAACUUUGAGGAGCUGGAAUAUGAACAGAUCGGACGCGCGAUCAAGCUUCUGGGGGCCACCUUCAUGGACAAGCUGCGUGCAGGCAAGACUAACUUACUCAUUUCAGACCAUGCUAAAGGACCGAAAUAUGAGUAUAUGGCGAAGGAGCGGCAGCCUAUCGUCAGGGUGGCGUGGCUACAAGCAUGUAUCGAGCAGGGACGACGACUACCUUUCGAGGGGUUCUUGUUGCAAAGUGACAUUUAUUCUGACAGGGAAAGCGAGCGCAGUGACAGCGGCUCUAGUCGCAUGCAUUCAGGGAAUAGUAAUCUCAGCAGCGAGACCACCCGCACAGAUUCAAAUGCUGACUUUAGCCAGUUGACGCCAGCACCGCCGCCAACACCCUCUGACACACCCUUACAGGGUCUCGCAAUCUGUCUGCCUAGUCGAGUCAUUGGAGAUCAUAGGGAGAUGCAGGAUAUGAUCGCCAAAAUGGGAGCACGACUUUUCACGUCUUUCGACCUAUCCUCAACGCACCUCAUCCAUAAGGGCAGAGCGACCCCCGACACGAAGCGGGAUCUUCGUGCAGCCAAGAAAGAACACCGGUUUAUUGUCUCCCCUACCUGGCUGUAUAAGUGCUGGGAAACGGGUCUUCGAGUGGACGAACAGGAAUACCCGGAAACGUUCGACGACAAGCAUUUGACCCUCAAUACUGUCACACAUACACCCAAGGAACGGCCUGGAUUGUCUGUGCUCCCGAAGCGUAGUUCGUCACCGUCAUCUUUACGGGCGUCUUCGAGGUCUGGGUCAAGCGGCCGGAGAGGGACAUCUGGCGCAGGAUUCGGUCGGGCGGCAACCGCGGGAUUCCAACCUCAUCGACAAGGGGCAGGUCAGCCCAGUCCGACACAAACAUUCCAGGGAACUGCUGCAGGUGUGACGAGCGGUCUGUAUGGCGGCGACCAUGUGUUAUCCUCUAUUAAUAUGUCUCCAACGGACACAACCUUGGACAUGUCGAUGUCGAGUAUGAUGGAUAUGCAGUCGUUGCAGUAUAGGAACGGCGGUCUUUCUGACAGUGACGGAGUCUGGCAACCAGUCCCAGGCAUCCCUGUUGUGCGGAAUUCCGGCCGAAAGCGAAGGAGGCCCCUGGUUGGGAGUGACUCCCAGGCAAACAACACCGAUAUGAACACAUCUGCGAUUUAUGAGACGCCGCAAGAAUCGAACGAGACUCAAGAUGAAUACAGCAUUCCAGAAAACUAUUUCGACAAACCUGCAGAGCGCUAUGGAAAAGACGCCGUCAUCUGGGUGGAUACUGAGGGCAGAGAAAAGAAGAGGGCCUUGCUGGAAUCACUCGGGUACAAGACAUUCAGGCCGUCGCCUAAAGAAAACGCCGAUGCGCGGCUUGAAUCCGUUGCCCGAGACAUGGAUUCGCAGCGAUGCCCAAGAUAUUACUUCUUACUGACGGGGAUUUCGGUUGCGGACCGGACACAGUUUAAGAAGUCGAUUCAGAAUCUCGGGGGGGUUGUUCUGGAAGAUAUUAACGACGAUCAUGACGACUGGCAGCAGAAGUGCACGCACCUGAUUACGAACGGCAACAACCCACCACGCACAGCCAAACUGGUGAUUGCGAGGGCAUGCAAGGCCAUCAUUGUCAACAAGGGAUUCAUCCUUGCAUCGAGCGAGAAGGGCACGUUUGUGGACGAGACCCCGUUUAGGGUUAAUAUCUAG